Messenger RNA from Medicago truncatula (barrel medic), 2859 nucleotides. Its product is annotated as two-component response regulator ARR2. The record is from RefSeq and is a predicted model, not a curated record. Bases 165 to 2210 code for a protein of 681 amino acids. Gene Ontology annotation, biological process: phosphorelay signal transduction system; cytokinin-activated signaling pathway. Gene Ontology annotation, molecular function: DNA binding; DNA-binding transcription factor activity. NCBI's taxonomy places the organism in Eukaryota, Viridiplantae, Streptophyta, Magnoliopsida, Fabales, Fabaceae. The transcript has 6 exons.
UUAUUAUUAUUACUAUUAUUAUUGUUAUUAUUUCUCUUUCUUUCUUCUCCGAUUCUUGCGUUCUCUUUGAACUUCAAACUUGAACAAUGAAACUAAAUAUGUGAACACUAACGUUUGUGUUGUGUUUCAUGUGUUGUUUAUUGUUUUGGAUCUUUCUCUAAGCUAUGAUGAAUCUAAGCAACAACGGAAAAGGAUCAAUUUCUACUGUUACUUCAACUGCUACUACUAUGAAAUCCGGUGAAGGUUCCGAUCAGUUUCCGGCGGGUUUACGAGUUCUUGUUGUGGAUGAUGAUCCUACGUGUCUUAUGAUUCUUGAGAAGAUGUUGCGCACAUGUCUUUAUGAAGUAACGAAAUGCAAUCGAGCUGAGACGGCACUUUCACUACUCAGAGAGAACAAGAAUGGAUUUGAUAUUGUUAUCAGUGAUGUGCAUAUGCCAGACAUGGAUGGAUUUAAACUCUUAGAACAUAUUGGAUUGGAAAUGGACCUUCCAGUUAUUAUGAUGUCUGCCGAUGAUGGUAAAAGUGUUGUUAUGAAGGGUGUAACACACGGUGCUUGUGAUUACUUGAUUAAACCUGUUCGUAUUGAGGCUUUGAAGAACAUAUGGCAGCAUGUGGUUCGGAAGAAAAAGAACGAGUGGAAAGAUACAGAGCAAUCAGGUAGUGCUGAUGAGGGAGAUCGACAUCCGAAGGCAUCUGAUGAUGCUGAUUAUUCGUCUUCUGCUAAUGAAGGAAAUUGGAGAAACUCGAGAAAGAGAAGGGAUGAUGAAGAGGAAGGUGACGAUAGAGAUGACUCGUCAACACUAAAGAAGCCUCGGGUUGUUUGGUCUGUCGAGCUCCAUCAACAGUUUGUGGCUGCUGUGGAUCAACUAGGAAUUGACAAGGCUGUUCCCAAAAAAAUUCUGGAAUUGAUGAAUGUUCCUGGGCUCACUAGAGAAAAUGUUGCCAGCCACUUGCAGAAAUAUCGAUUGUAUCUUCGAAGGCUGAGUGGAGUUUCUCAGCACCAGAAUAAUUCAUUUCUCAGCCCACAAGAGGCAUCAUUUGGCACGAUUUCGUCAAUGAACGGACUUGACCUUCAAACUCUUGCAGCAGCUGGCCAGCUCCCAGCGCAAAGUCUAGCCACUCUUCAGGCAGCAGGACUUGGUAGGUCAACUGUGAAAUCAGGCUUACCAAUGCCUCUCAUGGAUCAAAGGAACCUUUUCAGUUUUGAAAACCCAAGGUUGAGAUUUGGAGAAGGGCAACAACAACUUUUGAAUGGUAGUAAUAAUAAACCAACAAAUCUUCUUCACGGAGUUCCUACUAACAUGGAGCCAAAGCAACUCGCCAAUUUGCACCAGUCUGCAGCACAGUCCCUCGGCAACAUGAAUAUGCGAGUCCCCGCUUCUGCUACACAGGGAAAUCCCUUAUUGAUGCAGAUGGCACAAUCCCAACCUAGAGGACCAAUGCUAAGUGAAAAUACUGGUUCUCAUGUUCCAAGAUUACCGAACCUCUUGGGGCAGUCUACUGUGUCAAAUGGAAUUUCUGACGGUCUUAUGGGGAGAAACAACAUGGCUAGUAGCAGUAGAGCGCCUUCGUUUAAUCCUGUUCCACAGAGCUCUUCGUUUUUGAAUUUUCCCAUGAAUCAAAGCACUGAAAUGUCUGUUAGUAAUUUCCCUCUUGGAAGCACUCCAGGUAUAUCUAGUAUCACAACCAAAGGCUCAUUUCAAGCCGAAGUUAAUUCGGGAAUUAAAGGAUCAGCUGGAUUUCCAAGUUAUGAUAUUUUUAACGAACUGAACCAUCAGAAAUCCCGGGAUUGGGGGAUGACAAACCAAGGUCUAAUGUAUGAUUCCUCAUCGCAUGCAAAUCCUUUACAUGGCAACAUCGAUGUCUCUCCGUCGGUUUUAGUCCAUCAGGGCUUUUCUUCUGCUCAACAAACCGGACAUAGCAGAGAUGCUUCUUUGCUUGGAAAAUCUCCUUUCUCUCUUGGAGAAGGCUUGGAACAAGGUAAUCUCCAAAAUGGUGGCGGUCAACAUUUCAAUCCUCUUUAUGUUGAAAAUUUAACAAGGGUUAAGGCUGAAAGAGUUCCUGACGCGAGCUCCCAUACUGACCUCUUCCCUGAUCAUUUCGGGCAGGAUGAUCUCAUGAGUGCACUUCUGAAACAGCAGGAAGGCAUUGGACAAGGCGAGAAUGAGUUUGACUUUGACGGGUAUUCUCUGGACAACAUUCCUGUCUAGAAGAGACUCUUGCCAGUUCUUUCUGAUUGCAGUUACCAGUGUAAAUAGUUGCUGUCACAUAUGCACGAUAUCAUUCUGCAAUUAGCUAUUUUCAAUCCGAGUCUAAAUUAUUCGACAACAGAAUUUCAUUGAUGUCAAAUAUUCAAACUUCUGGGAGUAGUGUACUAAAAUGGUUUAGUCUGGACACUCACAGUUGAUCAAGCUGAAUCAACUACAGAACUUGACCGCAUAAAAUGCACAAGGCAUGUGCAAUUUUUGACUGCUGCUAUUGUAGCCACAUUUCUAGCAAUGUUCUAAUUUUAGGGUGUUCUUGAAGAGGUAUGUUUGGGUUAGGGCAGUAUUGCAGAAGCAAGGUUUUGAUAAAUCUGCAAACUCGCGUAGGAGUAUUUCUAACUUAAAUACAAAUAAUGAAAAAUAUUUCUCCGUUUCCUCUUUUAAUUUUAUGUUCUUCAAAGUAAAUGACUGUCGUGUGUAAAUAUUUUUAUUUGGUUGCUCAAGACAUUUGUUCUGACUAUUCUUUUCCGGAUGUUUAUGUUCGUCAAUUGGUAGUUUCAUGUUUUUAUGUUGAAGUUAUGGAUUCUUUGUACAUGAACAUGAUUUGGUACUUAGUUCCGGAUUAUUUGUGAUUUUAUGUUAUGGUUAUUGGCUA